This is a messenger RNA of Trichosporon asahii var. asahii CBS 2479, 1158 nucleotides long. RefSeq lists its product as uncharacterized. The record is from RefSeq and is a predicted model, not a curated record. The transcript has 5 exons. Bases 1 to 1158 code for a protein of 385 amino acids. Lineage: Eukaryota; Fungi; Basidiomycota; Tremellomycetes; Trichosporonales; Trichosporonaceae.
AUGGCGCUGAAGUCGGGGUUGAGUUUUUGUGAUUUUGUUGUUUGUCAACCGUUGACCUGGGGCAGGUGCGAUCGGCCAGUUGGUCACUGGACGAGAGAAAGAAGGGCGCGAGACAACGGGGCGGAAGCUAAUUCUGUUAUUUGGACGAAGGGACGAAGAGCUGGCUGGUACGCUGGUGGGACGUCACUCACUGCCUCCACCAAGCAAGCAGCACUGUCUUCCUGUCAUCGGCACCUUGUCACCAACCAGCUUCACUCUGUGCAAGGGCAAGAGACUGAACCAAGGCCCUGGAUAUUCGAGACAGUAAUAAGGGAUACAGGAUGGGGCCCAAACCCGCGCAAUGCUUCUGCGGCCAAGUGGCCAAGUAUCGCUGUUCCGCCUGUCCUGUGCGAUAUCGCGUGCUACAAGCAGCAUAAAGGGAAAGAUGCGCCUGCUCCGAGUCUCGAGGCGUCGAAACCUGCAGUCGAGCCGGGCAAGGCCACGGAUGAUCGGCCGACAGCCGACGCGGUCACGAGCGACGAGGGAGACCAGGGAGUCGACAGAGGGGAGGGAGGGGAGGGAGGGGAGAGAGUGGAGGGAGAGAAGGAAGGCAGCAGAGGAGAGGGAGAGGAGAAGACGGAUCAGCCACUGAAGAAGCUGACGGACCUAAAGUGGCCACCAGAACCCGACGAGUCCAUCUUCUCAGACCCACUGAAGCGGGAAGAUCCAAAACCACUCCGACACGCAGAACUGGAGCGGAUCGAGCGAGCUAAUCCCAGCCACAUCCCCCGAUCUGCGCUCCCUCCUGUCAAACCCGACCCUCCGCGCAGUCCUCAGCGCUCUGGACAGUUUCCAAUCCCCCAAAUCGCGGCACGUGACUCACAGUCUCUCGCCAAACCCGCCGCGUCGGCGCUGAUGGAGCGUCACUCUCCUCCACCCCUGCACGCUCUCCUGGGCGCUCUCGACGACUCCUCCCCUGCCUCUACACCCACAGUUGAAGGAAUGGGCUCCGGGGGCAGGGACGACUGGGGCGCCUCGGGGUGGUGGCUUGGCUACAACGAGAAGAGGGUCUGGGUCGGGCCCGAAGAGCGACGGCUUAUGCGAUUAUGGGCCGACGCCGUCUCGGAGGCGAUUGGCGGAUGGGGCAUGCGCGAGGGACAGUUGGCCUGGGAGGUAUAA